AUGAGUGUUAUUCAAACAAGAAUUAAUGAAUGUGUAUAUGAACCAUCAAGAUUAUUACAAAUUUUUUUUUAUAGAAAACGAACACAUUUCAUUGAUCUUAAUAUUCAAGAAGAAUCGAAUUUGUUGAAUACGUUAAUGUAUAAUGUUUGUUCUCUUAAAUUAAUGUUAACUGAAUGUCAAUAUAAUGAAUAUUAUAAUAAAUUAAUAGAUGAACUUGAAACAAAUAUAUAUUAUUUAAAUUCAUAUCAAACAAGUUUAAUAUCAUAUUUUAUAUCAAGAAAAUCUUUAAGAAAACAUGAAUUUAAUUAUCGUUUAUUAAAUCUAUUAAAAUCAGUUGAAUUAGUUCGUUUAUUAUAUAAAAAUAUUCAUUCUCAUAAAAUAGAAAAUAUUCUUCAAUCAACAAAAAAACUUCAAUCAAAAGAUCAUCUUUCUCAUGCUUUUUUUAUUUUUCAAUUAUUUUAUAUUGUUAAAUUAUCAAAUGAAAUAACAAAAGAUAAAAAAAAAUGA
Molecule: messenger RNA, 507 nt
Organism: Rotaria sordida
Lineage: Eukaryota; Metazoa; Rotifera; Eurotatoria; Philodinida; Philodinidae
Source: the annotation of a GenBank genome assembly